Molecule: messenger RNA, 1787 nt
Organism: Andrographis paniculata
Lineage: Eukaryota; Viridiplantae; Streptophyta; Magnoliopsida; Lamiales; Acanthaceae
Exons: 15
Coding region: 464-1633 (389 amino acids)
Source: RefSeq, a predicted model, not a curated record
AGAAACAACGGCGAACGCUGUCGAAAGGGAAGGCAGAAGAAAACGAGGAGAAAUUUGGUUCUUCGAUCGCUUUUGCCUGCUAGUUCUCCCUUCUCUUGUUGCUCAUUCAUUGAUUGCAACCUUGUUAUUACGCCAUUCUUUUUUUUCUUUUUUGUUUGAACACUGGAGAGGAGCGGUCGGUGGCCGCUGUGUUUUGGCUGCAUCUAUCCAUGCAUUUAAUGGCGGAUUAAGAUUUGUCGACCGGCCGAAGUGUGUUGAAUCGGUUUCAUUUUGUUUGUGGAAGCAUUUUUGUUAUUUUUUUGUAGUUAUCAUCUCGUGUUGCCGAUUGGUUCUAGGAAUUGCAGGGGAUUCUUUCUGAUUUUAGGGGAGUUUCCCUUUGGACAUAGGUAGCCUGCCAUCACAUAUUGGAUCUAAGGAGCUUAAGGGAGACACGAACCAAGGCGUUAUAAUUAGAAGCAGGAAUAUGGUGCGCAGCAAAUUGUCUACAAGCCCAAAUGAUCCGAUGAGGAUUUCUGUCAUUAUUAUUUUCGGACUAGUGUCGGGCUUCUUAGUAGGAGUUUCAUUUCCAUCACUUCCAUUAAGAAAGUUAAAUAUCACAGCGUCUAUUCUUAAUGAUUUUUCAAUAAUUGGGAACACAGAUACAACUAAGAGCAACUCAAUCAAAAUUCAACCCAGGAAGGAUGUAUCAAAGAUAUGGGUCCCUUCGAAUCCGAAAGGUGCAGAAAGGUUGCCUCCAGGCAUUGUUGCAUCUGAAUCAGAUUUGUACCUCCGAAGACUUUGGGGCAAACCUAGUGAGGACUUGGCGAGAAAGCCAAAUUAUUUGGUGACCUUUACUGUUGGUUAUGAUCAAAGGAAUAAUAUUGAUGCCGCCCUAAAAAAGUUUUCAGAAAAUUUUACUGUCCUUUUAUUUCAUUAUGACGGGAGAACAACUGAAUGGGAUGAAUUUGAGUGGUCAAAAAGAGCGAUUCAUGUCAGCGCUAGAAAGCAGACAAAAUGGUGGUUUGCUAAAAGGUUCCUGCAUCCAGACAUUGUUGCUCCAUAUGACUACAUUUUCAUUUGGGAUGAAGACCUUGGGCUCGAGCAUUUUAAUGCAGAAGAAUAUAUUAAGCUGGUGAAGAAGCAUGGUUUAGAAAUUUCCCAGCCUGGUCUUGAAGCCACCAGGAUUCCAACUUGGCAAAUGACCAAAAGAAGACUCGAUCGUGAAGUUCACAAGGAGACAGAGGAGAAGCCUGGCUGGUGCCAUGACCCCCAUAUGCCUCCCUGUGCAGCUUUUGUUGAAAUUAUGGCUCCGGUCUUUUCUCGGGAAGCAUGGCGGUGCGUGUGGCACAUGAUUCAGAAUGAUUUAGUUCAUGGAUGGGGUUUGGAUUUGGCUCUCCAAAGAUGCGUUGAGCCUGCACAUGAAAAAAUUGGAGUUGUAGAUGCUCAGUGGAUUGUUCACCAAAGCGUUCCUUCAUUAGGAAACCAGGGACAAUCCGAAGAAGGAAAGGCUCCAUGGCAAGGGGUGAGAGAGAGGUGCAACAGAGAAUGGGGAUUGUUCAGAAGUCGAAUGAAGAAUGCCGAAAGAUCAUACUACAAGUCCAUGGGGAUGGAUCCUUCCAAUUUCACCACACGCUCGUCGAAUUCCAAAGAUUAGCAUUAGCAUUAGCAUGCAAGGGCAAGGAUAUAUGGUAGGACAUAUUGUUUGUUUGUUUGUUUGUGUUUCAGUAGGAUGGAUAGUCGUUGCAUUUGUAUAUAAGAAAGAAUACAGUACUUAAUUGAUUGACCACACCCGAUUAUUUUCACCUCAA